CGCCAGAAGCAUAACCGCAGAAGAACACGGAAUCUAUCUCUCUCUUUCUUUCUCUCUCAUCUCUCAAAUACAAAAAUAAAAAGCUAGGCAAAUCCAGAGAGAGAGCCCCCAAAAAAAGAAAACCAACGGUGCUGAUAAACCUCACUCUCUCAUCCCACUCGUCUCCUCUCUCCUCUCUUCUCCAGCGUCCGAUCAAAUUCCCCCACAAAUCUGAGUCUCUCGCGCCAAAUAAAAGCCCUCUAAAUACAAACAGGGUUUCCAUGGCUGAAGCUCCGGGAAGUCCAGGCGGCGGGAGCCACGAGAGCGGCGGCGACCAGAGCCCGCGCUCGAACGUUCGGGAGCAGGAUCGGUAUCUCCCGAUCGCUAACAUUAGUCGGAUCAUGAAGAAGGCGCUUCCUGCUAAUGGCAAAAUCGCCAAGGACGCCAAAGAGACCGUGCAGGAAUGCGUUUCCGAAUUCAUCAGCUUCAUCACUAGCGAGGCGAGUGACAAGUGCCAGAGAGAGAAGAGGAAGACAAUUAAUGGCGAUGAUUUGCUCUGGGCAAUGGCUACUUUGGGCUUUGAAGAUUAUAUCGACCCCCUUAAGGUUUACCUCACUAGAUACAGAGAGAUGGAGGGUGACACCAAGGGUUCAGGGAAGGGUGGAGAUUCAUCUUCUAAGAAAGAUGCUCAGCCAAGUUCAAAUGCUCAGAUUUCUCGCCAAGGUUCUUUCUCCCAAGGAGGGAAUUACUCAAAUUCUCAAAGCCAACAUAUGAUGGUUCCUAUGCAAGGGACAGAGUAGAUCCAGUCGUCUUGUCGAUGCAAUAAUUUAGCUGCCUAUUUAAGGAGAUCAUAUUCGGUGCCCGGAACAUAUUAAAUUAUUUCUCUAGUCAAUGACAUAAUGUGUGAGUAUUAGAGCUCUGUGUCGAGUAGUAUUUUCUGUUGUGUAAGUUUAGGAGUUUCUUCGAGUUGAAUGUCUCUCUCAUGAGAUGGUAUUGUAAACCUCAGGAGGAUCCUUCAUUCUUCUCAUCUGUAACAUGUGUCAUGGCAUGUGUUAAUCAAACUGAUUAGGAAAUUUAUGCCCUUCAAAUUUCUAUGUUAUGUUAUUAUUUUAGUCCGUUUUACGCGGAAUUGGAA
Prunus dulcis (almond) is the source of this 1114-nucleotide messenger RNA. Its product is annotated as nuclear transcription factor Y subunit B-10-like. The coding region runs from base 261 to 779 and encodes 172 amino acids. The record is from RefSeq and is a predicted model, not a curated record. The transcript is spliced from 7 exons. Gene Ontology annotation, molecular function: RNA polymerase II cis-regulatory region sequence-specific DNA binding; DNA-binding transcription activator activity, RNA polymerase II-specific; protein heterodimerization activity. Gene Ontology annotation, biological process: regulation of transcription by RNA polymerase II. Lineage: Eukaryota; Viridiplantae; Streptophyta; Magnoliopsida; Rosales; Rosaceae. Gene Ontology annotation, cellular component: nucleus; CCAAT-binding factor complex.